UCGGUUAACUAUUCAUCUGAACCGGACGGCUGGACAGAACACGAGUAGUGCUGAAAAACUGGAGCUGGAUAUCACCCGCCGGCCGUCGUGACAGAAAUUCAGUAAAACCCUCUCAGUUCUCAACCCACCCUCUCUCUCUCUCGAUUCAUUAAACUGUUGAAAGUCAGGUGGAGUUUUCCUCUCAAUUUUGUCAAAAGUUUAUUUAGGUUAGCAGGAAGGAAUGGAGGAAGAUGGGUCGAAUUCAAUUCGAAGGAUGUCUACUCGGUCCCGCAAGAUUGCUCCCAAAAUGGCGGCUGCACUUGCCAGCUCCGAUAAUCGAACUCAGGCGAUACUAGCUCGGCUGGAUGCUUUGGAAAAUGACAAUGCUGCAACGGAGGCAGUACAGCAAAUUGAUGAUGAUGAUGAUGAAGUUUCUCUUGAUGACGAUGAUGACCAAGUUUAUCAAAAGAAACAGUCUAAGAGUACGAAACGGAAAACUCGUCAGGCUAAAGCGUUAGAGAAUGCUAAAAAGGCCUCGAGAACGUUUCUUGAGCUCUUGCACGAGGCAAACCUGGAAUCCUUGCCUCCUCAUGUGCCCUCGUAUUUGAGAGCUGCAGUUGGACCUCCAAGUUCCUCUUCAAGCCGUCAUUUUUGCACUGUCUGCGGAUUCACAGCGAAUUAUACAUGUGUACAAUGUGGGAUGCGAUUUUGUUCUAUUCGAUGCCAAACUAUUCACAAUGAUACUCGUUGCUUGAAAUUUGUCGCAUGACUGUGUUUCAAGAACAACUUUUGUGGAAAACGGCUUAGUGGUGAUUUGGUUCAUCUACUCAGUUGUAUAUCUUGACUAUCUCAUAGAUGCUCAAGGUUGCACGAGAGCUGAUUCUAGUAUAAGCCUUAACCAAAUAUUUAAUUAAGUGCAUCGAGUUUGGAUUAUUUGAUCUUACUGCUUUACAGCACCAUAACUCACCUCGCUAUUUGGUGGAGAAAAAGAAAAAAGAGACUUAAAAUCCUUGAGGCGUUGCUGCAUGAAGAUGAAGUGCAAGGUGUGCAAUGAAGAGAGCAGAAUCCAUUGUGCAAGUGAUGAACUUGUUACUUGUACUCUAUUUAGCAACGUAUCCUGUACAUUGGGGAAGAGAACUGAUGAUUGUAUCGUUUUGUGGUAGUUAUUUUAUUUUUGGCAGGAAGAGGGAAUUUUAAGCUUUAUCUUCAUCAAAUUCGCUUUGUAUUUGGACUUCUUUUCUCAAUGGGCUAAUGUUAUUGGCUGUCCUUUU
Molecule: messenger RNA, 1250 nt
Organism: Coffea arabica (coffee)
Lineage: Eukaryota; Viridiplantae; Streptophyta; Magnoliopsida; Gentianales; Rubiaceae
Source: RefSeq, a predicted model, not a curated record